Cucumis melo (muskmelon) is the source of this 3576-nucleotide messenger RNA. Its product is annotated as calmodulin-binding transcription activator 3-like. The transcript is spliced from 12 exons. Gene Ontology annotation, cellular component: nucleus. The coding region runs from base 447 to 3386 and encodes 979 amino acids. The record is from RefSeq and is a predicted model, not a curated record. Gene Ontology annotation, molecular function: transcription coregulator activity; double-stranded DNA binding; protein binding. NCBI's taxonomy places the organism in Eukaryota, Viridiplantae, Streptophyta, Magnoliopsida, Cucurbitales, Cucurbitaceae. Gene Ontology annotation, biological process: regulation of transcription by RNA polymerase II.
CUUUGCCUGACAACCUCGCCAAGUCAUUCUGAAGAACGGGAACGCGCGUUCGUCAGCAUGGUUUUCAGGGAGGAGCGAGUAAUAUGUUGAUCAUUUCAAAUUCCACCUGAAUCCAAAAUUUUGAUGGAAUCCGUAACCCAAACCCCAUUCGUGUGAAUGAAUGCCCAAACUCGUUGAAUUCAUCGUCUCUAUCACAAAAAUCCUAUCUUUCUUCUUUAUUUUCGUUUUUCUCCCAUUUUUCAUCGUCCUGUUGCAUUCCAACUCAACCCCAUCUCAGAAUCAUUGAGCUUCUUAGGGUUAAAUCUUCUUCCCGUCUUCUUCCCCCCCUUCUCAUGCAUUCUAUUAAUUUCUUUGUUUUUCUUGUUGUGGCGUUUUUCUGUGCAGGGUCGUUUCAGGAGAUUUUGAUUGUAACCGUUGGUUGAUGGUGAUGAGAAAUUGUUUGUUUGAUGGCUGACAACAGGAGAUAUGUUCCUAUUCAGCAAUUAGAUUUAGUACAAAUACUACAAGAAGCACAGAAGCGAUGGCUUCGGCCAGCUGAAAUAUGUGAAAUUCUUCGAAACUACAAAAAGUUUCAAUUAGCACCAGAUCCUCCAGUUCAGCCUCCAGCUGGAUCCUUGUUCCUUUUUGACCGCAAAGCACUUAGAUAUUUUCGUAAAGAUGGUCAUAGAUGGAGGAAGAAGAAAGAUGGAAAAACUGUCAAAGAAGCUCAUGAAAAGCUGAAGGCUGGAAGCGUGGAUGUUCUGCAUUGUUACUAUGCACAUGGUGAGGACAAUGAGAACUUCCAGCGAAGAAGUUAUUGGAUGCUUGAUGGGCAAUUAGAGCAUAUUGUCCUUGUGCAUUACAGAGAAGUAAAGGAGGGAUGCAAGUCUGGCAUGUCUCGCGUGUCAGUUGAUCCAGGGUUACAGGCUGAAGGUUGUCAAGGUGUUUCAACACCUUUUUUCUUGCAGGAGCCGUCACUCGUUGGCUCAGUUCAUGCUUCAUGUCCAUUUAAUCUUAGUCAAACAGUGCCCUCAGGAAAUGGGGGCAUGGAUUCCUCACUCGUUGGCUCAGUUCAUGCUUCAUGUCCAUUUAAUCUUAGUCAAACAGUGCCCUCAGGAAAUGGGGGCAUGGAUUCCAGCGGUAGGAAUAAGUCGAGAGUCACUUCUCAUGUGCAUCAAGUGUUUAAAUCCAGCAUCCCACCUGCAUCUUUCCCUAAAGGUGAUGUUUCAGAUGGUGCAGGAUCAUCUGAUUUGUGUGGACAAGAAAUCGUGAUUAUUCAAUCUGCCACAACUGAUUCCAUUACACACAAGCCAACAGAUGCUAGAUUUGAUUCUAGUGGCUUAGUAGAAAAUAUGGUAAAUAGUGAAAGUGGCUUGAUUGCUGAUUCUAAAGUACCUGCUGUGAAAGCAGUCUCUCAGAGAUUUGUUCAGAUAGAAAAGACGACCCAUGAUAAUUUGGACCUUGAAGGUCUUGGAGAACUCAGAAAACUUGACAGUUUUGGCAGAUGGAUGGAUAAGGAAAUUGGAAGAGAUUGUAAUGAUUCUUUGAUGACUUUGGACUCGCGUAGUUAUUGGUGUGGACUGGAUGCUGGAAAUGAUGAAAAGGAAGAUUCCAGUUUGUCACAUCACAUGCAGCUGGAUGUAAAUUCACUUGAGCCUUCUCUUUCCCAAGAACAGUUAUUCAGUAUUUUUGAUUUUUCCCCAGAUUGGACAUAUUCUGGAAAUGUAACAAAGGUCCUAGUAGUUGGCUCGUUCUUGGGCAGCAACAAACUUCCUGUAGAAACUCAGUGGGGAUGCAUGUUUGGUGAAGUUGAGGUUUCUGCAGAAGUUCUGACAAACAAUGUACUUCGAUGCCGAACUCCUCCUUUGCAUGCUCCAGGGCGUAUUCCAUUCUACGUGACAUGCUGCAAUAGACUAGCCUGCAGUGAGGUGAGAGAGUUUGAAUAUCGUGAGAAGCCACCAACCCUUUCAGUACCUAAUGCUACCAAGUGUGCACCAGAAGAUGAAUUAUGGUUUCAAAUGCGUCUGAUAAGAUUAUUGAAUUUAGGUUCGGAGGAAAAUUUGUUGAAAUGCUCUAUUGAAAAAUGUGAGAAAUGCCAAAUCAUAGGUUUGAUAAAUUCAUCCAGAAGUGAUGUUGCAAAAUGGACAAUGACAGAAGGUUCAUUAAAAAGUGAUGGGAUGAACCAUAGGGAUUAUAUGAUCCAAAGUUUGCUGGAGGACAAACUAUGCAAGUGGCUGGCAUACAAGGUUCACGAUGGAACUAUGGGAACACAUGUUUUAGAUGAUGAGGGCCUAGGUGUCAUACAUUUGGCAGCUGCUCUUGGCUAUGCGUGGGCCAUAGGAUCUAUAAUUGCUUCUGGGCUCAGUCCAAACUUCAGAGAUUCAAAUGGAAGGACAGCUCUUCACUGGGCGUCUUACUUUGGGAGGGAAGAGACUGUCACUACACUGGUUAGCUUAGGCGUUUCUCCAGGUGCCGUGGACGACCCAACUUCAGGAUUUCCAAGAGGACAAACUGCCGCUGAUUUGGCAUCAAGUAGAGGGCAUAAGGGUAUUGCUGGAUAUUUAGCUGAAGCUGAUCUUAAAGCACAUUCGUGUACUUUGACUGAUGGUGAAAAUUUUAAGGAUAACAUCAAAGAAAAUGCUAACAUUGAUGAGGCUAUUGAGACUGUAGAUGUUGUACCAUCACAAUUGGCAGAGGAUGAACUACUUUCACUCAAGGGCUCUCUCGCUGCUGUCAGAAAGUCUGUUAACGCUGCUGCCUUAAUCCAUGCUGCUUUUCGUGCCCGUUCGUUUCGUCAUAAACAGUUAAUGGGAAGUGACAAGGGGAUGAUACAUGAAGAUUCGCCUGACUUGGUAGCACUUGGCAUUUUAAAUAAGGCUGAAAAAAUUCACUAUGAGGAUUAUUUACACGUUGCAGCUGUGAGAAUACAACAAAAUUAUCGUGGCUGGAAGGGAAGAAGAGAAUUUUUGAAGAUAAGAAACCGAAUUGUAAAAAUCCAGGCUCAUGUGAGAGGACAUCAAGUUCGCAAAGAGUAUAGAAAGGUCAUUUGGUCUGUCAGUAUUGUAGAAAAGGCAAUUCUACGCUGGAGGCGGAAAAGAGUUGGUUUGCGAGGGUUCAAGGCCGAAGGGGCGAUGGGGGAAGUUGUUACCCCACAUCCAAAGAUGGAUAAAAGUGAUGAAUAUGAGUUUCUACGAAUCGGCCGCCAACUUAAAUAUGCUGAUGUUGAAAAGGCUCUAUCCAGAGUCAAGUCCAUGGCUCGUUCUCCAGAGGCUCGCCGUCAGUAUAUGAGAUUGGUGGCAAACUUCAACAAAUUCAAGAUAAAUGAUGAAGAAACCAGUUCUUCAAAUCAAGGUGGGAGUUCACAAGAAAUCCACAAGGAAAAGCAUAUGCAUUCAUUUGCAGCUUGAUCACAACGAGUUUACAUUUGUAAAUGUCAUUUCUAGCCUCUUAGAAUUUGUAGGAACAUACCGACUAAUUGCAAAAGAAACAAAGGUUUCUUUUCCUCUUCUUUUUUUGGUCACUUCAAAUGUAAAUAACUCAUUUUUUGAAAUGCUCUGCUCCUAUGAAUAAUGAAAAAAAAUAAUUAAAAAAAGGUUA